GAAAGCAACAUCAACUUUUUUCAGCAGUUCCGAAACAGAAGGCACAACAAGCAAAAGCAAAAACAAAGGAAGAUGUAUCUGCUCCUUCUCAAUUCACCCUAAGGUACAACCAGGCGCGAGGUCUGGCUACUGAAGGUAGAACUACUAUCACUCCAGACUCGUCACCUGCAAGUGUCGUAAAAAAAUCAUUUCCUGGCGAUUUCGCUCUUGCUCAACCUGCCAACACCGCCGAAUACGUGUUGUCAACUAUAGAUAAAGUGGUCAAUUAUGCUCGCCAAGGCUCUAUUUGGCCAAUGACUUUCGGUUUAGCCUGUUGUGCCGUCGAAAUGAUGCAUAUGGCAGCGGCGAGAUAUGAUCAGGACCGUCUUGGAAUUGUUUUUCGAGCCUCUCCACGUCAAUCAGACGUCAUGAUAGUCGCUGGCACUUUAACUAAUAAAAUGGCGCCCGCAUUGAGAAAAGUUUAUGACCAGGCAAGUAUUUACUUGACCUUCUCAUCUUCUUCUGUAAUUGAAGUACACCAUAUAACAAUGCCUCUGCCGUUGGUGGACAUCCUGGAACGUAAAUAUCAACAG
Messenger RNA from Dentiscutata heterogama, 572 nucleotides. Lineage: Eukaryota; Fungi; Glomeromycota; Glomeromycetes; Diversisporales; Gigasporaceae. The record is from the annotation of a GenBank genome assembly.